CAGGGGAAAUGAGCGCACGAGCCCCCGAGAGCACUAAAGGAGGCGGGGCCAAAAAGAAGGGAUGAGAUAAAAAGGAGUGUGAAGAAGAAGAGCAAUAACCAGCAGAUAUUUCAGUGCAGUGUACAUGAACUAUAGUGGAGUUUAAUCAGAGAUAAACCUGUCAUGCCAUGGAGAGAGAAAAGGGCAUGGAGGGCAUCAGAGUUCACCUACACGAGCGCGAGCUGUGGAGGAAGUUUCAUGACGUCACUACAGAAAUGAUCAUCACCAAAGUGGGCCGACGAAUGUUCCCGAGUUACAAAGUGAAGGUAACAGGUUUGAAUCCCAGAGCCAAAUACAUCCUGCUGAUGGACAUCGUGUCUGCUGAUGAGCACCGCUACAAAUACACAGAGAACAAAUGGUCAGUGAGUGGGAAAGCAGAUCCAGCUAUUCCGGGCCGCCUCUAUGUUCAUCCUGACUCUCCUGCACCUGGAGCUCACUGGACCAAACAACUCGUUUCCUUCCAAAAACUCAAACUGACCAACAACCACCUCGACACCUUCGGCCAUAUCAUAUUAAACUCCAUGCAUAAAUACCAGCCACGGCUACACAUAGUGAAGGCUGAUGAGAGGAACGGUUUUGGCUCCAGCAGCACGGCGUUCUGCACACACUCGUUUCCCGAAACAACCUUCAUCGCCGUCACGUCCUACCAGAACCACACGAUCACAAAGUUGAAGAUUGAGAACAAUCCAUUUGCUAAGGGUUUCCGUGGUAACGACGACAUCGAUACGCACCGGGUAUCUUGUGCACAAAGUCAGGAAUUCCCGCUGGUACCAAGAACGACAUUUUACCCGAGAGGUGACUCAGCCACGCCCUACAGACUUAACUCCGCCCUCAGGUCCACCUACACCUGCUCAGAGCCUCCAGGAAAACACACUCCUGCAUCAGAAGGCAGCUGUUUCACCAAAGCAGACUCCACCUCUCACCUCCUGUCCUCUUCCUAUCAGAUGGAGUUUGAGUUGAGUAACAGAGGCCCCUGCGGUGCAGACUCGUGUAUGUACACUAACUUACAGUGGGAAUCUUACACCGAGUGGCAACCAUAUUCAGCAUUUACUUCCUCUCAGGAAGUGGGUGGGGCUUCAUACAGUACAACUGAACUUUCCCAGGACAUCUACCCACAAUACACCUGUGAAGUGGACAUGCAGUCUCAUUGCCCAGGGGCUGGUCACGUUCUGUACACGGAGCAGGAGCAGAGUCACAGUGGGAGCAGUAGAGUUGGCUGGUAACUGAGACACCUCCAUUCUCUGCUUUGUCAGCCUCAGUUUUUUGAGUCAUUUUAGGGCAACUGACAGGUUCAGAAGCCCCGCCUCCUUUCCUAUAACUGAAAGGUACCUAGGACAAACCCUACUGAUCUGGAACUAACAGACACAGAACCAAGUGCCACUGUGGCUGUGUUCUUUGCUAAGGCUAACAGACAUAAAGGCCAUGCCAAAACUGACAGGCUCAUAGGCCACACCUCCUUUCCUGGAACUGACAUGGACAGAGGCCGAUUGUCCGUUCUGUAGCUGUUAGAUCAUUCCUCCUGACAAAUACAGAGGCCACGCCCACUCUCCUGGGACUGACACCUACAGAGGCCACACCCACUCCCCUGUGACUGACACCUACAUAAGCCACACUCACUUUACUCAGACUGACACACAGAGACCACGCCUCCUUUACUGAGACUGACACACAGAGUCCACGCCUCCUUCACUGAGACUGACACACAGAGUCCACGCCUCCUUCACUGAGACUGACACACAGAGGCCAUGCCUCCUUCACUCAGACUAACACAGAGGCCACGCCUCCUUCACUGAGACUGACACACAGAGUCCACGCCUCCUUCACUCAGACUAACACAGAGGCCACGCCUCCUUC
This is a messenger RNA of Tachysurus vachellii, 1893 nucleotides long. RefSeq names its product T-box transcription factor 5b (gene tbx5b). The record is from RefSeq and is a predicted model, not a curated record. Gene Ontology annotation, molecular function: RNA polymerase II cis-regulatory region sequence-specific DNA binding; DNA-binding transcription factor activity, RNA polymerase II-specific. Gene Ontology annotation, biological process: pattern specification process; cell fate specification; regulation of transcription by RNA polymerase II. NCBI's taxonomy places the organism in Eukaryota, Metazoa, Chordata, Actinopteri, Siluriformes, Bagridae. The transcript is spliced from 8 exons. Gene Ontology annotation, cellular component: nucleus. The coding region runs from base 168 to 1262 and encodes 364 amino acids.